Messenger RNA from Talaromyces marneffei, 1599 nucleotides. RefSeq lists its product as uncharacterized. The coding region runs from base 1 to 1599 and encodes 532 amino acids. The record is from RefSeq and is a predicted model, not a curated record. NCBI's taxonomy places the organism in Eukaryota, Fungi, Ascomycota, Eurotiomycetes, Eurotiales, Trichocomaceae. The transcript has a single exon.
AUGAUACUGUGGCCCUAUAGGCUGUUCAUAACAAUCGGGAUAUUGGGUGUUCUAUUGGCAUGGCUCGUAGUUCCCUUAUUUAGGGAACAACAAGGCGAUGGUUCUACUCCUACUAGCGGGACUAUUAGCAGACUAGGCUUAAUGGAAAACCCUCAACGCCUUCUCGAUAUUGACGACGCCUUGGUCUCAGACUCGAAUCCAGCACGCAACGAUGGAAGCCUUGACUACGAGCGCUGCGCAAGAUUGCAUAAUUAUUUAGUGGCCUAUAGCUGGAUGGCGUAUCACCAACGAGAUGCACAGGACUUGGUCGAGUUAUUAAUUCGUCCUUCUUUUUUUGAGCGUCCGCGUGAUGACUCAGAGUUUCUCCGUGGCCGUCUGGACCCAGGACUAAUUUCUUACCUGGAGUCAAUCAUCAUGCCAAAGAAAGGACUCUCCUACUGGGUCGAGAAUGUACAAGUCACGCCCUCAGAUAAAUAUUUCUUCAGUGAGGAUAAUGACUUGGAUGGCAAGGAGCGAUUUGUUGUCCUGUACGGAAGCUGGCUUGAGCAUGGUGGGCACAACGUAGGUCUAGUCUAUGACCAACAGCGUCAUCAGGUGGCUAUGACGCUUGUCCAAGAGAAUAUCGAGAGUGUUGAACCUAUUGAUAAGCAUCUGGAUAUGUGGGUUCCACUGGAGACUAUGCUUACAAAUUGGAUUUAUAUGAUUCGAAUUGGGAAAGUCACUUCUGGUCCGGAGAGGGCGUGGGGCGAUGGAGAGGGAUCGCAACUUGGGGCGUGGAUAUGGCAGCCAUAUAGUCCCGCGCAAGUCGAUAGUGCCGUUGCGGCGAUCGAGAGGCUUUAUGAAGCGAUUGAAGCAAGAAUGCCCUCUGGCUCAUUAUUACCUGUUAUAUCCGAGGCCGCGCCACUGCUGACUGAUGAAGACCUCGAUGCAGCAUCUGUGCCGCAAAAUUGCUUCAUCCGCUCUGUCUUGACUAGAGUCAAAACUCCACGCUUCAAACAUAUCGCCCCGGGUCUUGAAAUACCGCAUGACGCUGCCAGAUUUGUAUCUCAGCAACAGUUUACAGGUCUGGAACCAUCUCAUGAUGACGAAGGCAACAAGAUCAUUCCAUCUGUCCUCAUAUUUGCGGCUGCAGAUAAGCGGCGAACAGUCGGAUUCAAUAAAGAGAUACGACGAACAUUCGUCACCCCGAACGAUCUCGAGCCCAACAUCCUAUACAAGGAUGGUCAUCCCAUCCUAACAGGAUUGUACAGUGAAUAUAUCCGCCGAGGCGACUGCGAUAUUGCUGAAGAAGGCUUCCGUCUCUUACUGCCCUUCGGACUGAGAUCUGAUUACAGCGAGAGCGAGUAUGCACCGAGGCGGAGUGAUGGGAGCUUUGUGGAUGCAGGAUCCUACACGCAGCUUUUUCAGUUUGGAGGUUUCCAUCCGUUUGGAAGGGAGUGGCGCGCCCAGAGAUUGGAGAAGUUGAUGGAUCGGUGGCGUAAGCUUGUGGAGAGUGGGAUAUGGAGUGUUGGAAGGGAAGGGGUGCAGGGGAGUAUUGAUGUGUUUGCGGAUGCGGAGAGAGGUGCUUGGAGGGAUUAUUGGAUUGAGCCCGAGUGGUGA